Messenger RNA from Botrytis porri, 1972 nucleotides. RefSeq lists its product as uncharacterized. The record is from RefSeq and is a predicted model, not a curated record. Lineage: Eukaryota; Fungi; Ascomycota; Leotiomycetes; Helotiales; Sclerotiniaceae. The coding region runs from base 124 to 1659 and encodes 511 amino acids. Gene Ontology annotation, molecular function: oxidoreductase activity, acting on paired donors, with incorporation or reduction of molecular oxygen; monooxygenase activity; heme binding. The transcript is spliced from 3 exons.
UAUUGUUUGUGACAUUAAUUACAGAAUGUUUUUCUUCUUUAUCGUUUUAUAUGACCCGACCACCACAAAUACUAACUCCGCGUUUGCUCUUUUCCCAUAUUAUCUUCUCUUCAUCGCUGGAUCAUGGCGCCAAACAUGUCUAUCUCACAGGUAAUUCUCUUGAGUAUCUGCAUUUUUGGAUUCUAUUUAGCUUGGUAUUACUUCACGUCUCCUUUAAAAAGUGUCCCCGGCCCAUUUCUAGCAAAAUUUACAAAUCUCUGGCGCCUGAUAGAUGUAUACGGUGGCCGACCGGAACUCACACACCAGACUCUCCAUCAAAAAUAUGGACAAGCCGUACGAAUCGGACCAAAUGUUGUCAGCCUUUCUGAUCCAAAGCUCAUUUCGAAAAUAUACAGUCUUAAAGGAGAUUUCCUGAAGAGCGAUUUUUACACCGUUAAUGAUACCAAAGUGGGAAAAGCAAUUAUCAAAAAUGCUUUUAGCACCCAAAGCAAUGAAGUUCAUGCCCAAAUGCUUCGACCAAUCCAAAAGUUCUACAAUAUGGGUAAUGUAUUGAGCUUGGAGAAGAGCGUAGAUGACACCAUCAUAGCCUUCUUCAAACGACUGAACGAACUCUUUGUGGAUGGAUCCAAUGCUGGAACCGUAUGCAAGAUGGAGGAUUGGAUGAUGUAUUUCUCAUGGGAUUUUAUCUUUCAGAUAACAUUCAGUAGACCAACGCGCUUCAUCGAAACGGCUUCCGAUCAUACGGGGUUCAUUCGCAUUGCCGAACAGGCCCUGGACUACUUUGGAGUUGUUGGUCAGAUUCCCGCUUUGGAUCACUGGCUGGGAAAAAAUCCCAUCAUGCCUAUCGGGCCUCCCACUUUUGAUACAGCCGCAAUAUGGUGUGCGCAGCAAUCAAUAGCACGCCAACAAGGUAUAGAUAAAAAAUCUACCGAUAGGAAAGAUAUGCUGGACAGCUUCAUCGAAGUCAAGAAGACCAACCCAGAAUUGAUGGACGAUAAUGCCAUUGUGGGUUCUCUUCUCCUUAACGUAUUAGCCGGUGCCGAUACAAGCGCAAUUGUAUUGAGGUCAAUCAUCUAUUUUACAAUCAAGAAUCCUCGAGUGCACCAGAAGCUCAUUCGAGAGCUCGAUUCCGCAAAUUUGUCUGUUCCAGUGGCCUACAAGGAGGUCAGCAAGCUUCCAUAUAUCGAAGCUGUCAUCAGAGAGGCUAGUCGUGUUCACGCAGGUGUUGGUCUUUUACUCGAGCGUAUCGUCCCUGCUACUGGCCUUACUCUCUCCAAUGGAACUUACUUACCUCCCGGAACAAUUGUCGGUAUAAAUCCCUGGGUGACUAACCAAAACAAAAAAGUAUACGGUGAAGAUGCAGGCUCUUUCGUUCCAGAACGAUGGCUUCGAUACGAAGAUCUAGAAACAGAAGCAGAGUAUCAGUCUCGUCUUUCUAUGAUGAAGCAAACAGAUCUGAGCUUUGGAGCUGGCAAUCGUAUUUGUCUUGGAAAGAACAUCAGUACACUUUCAGUAUAUAAGCUUAUAGCUAGUCUAUUUUUGACAUACAAUAUUUAUCUCGUAGACCCUGAGAAAGAAUGGCAAGUACAAAACUCUUGGUUUGUCAGACAAACAGGUAUAGAUGUAAAGAUAGAGAGGAGAGAAGCUGCCGUUCUUUAGAAAGAUUUAUGAGAUUGCGGGAACGAUUUAUUAGCCUUGUUCUCGGUGCGAUUUAGUCACAGUUGAUGUGGUUCUUUGUAAUUAAAUUUUACUGGGUCUACCUGCUCAUUCCCAUCUUCGAUCUCUUGAAGUCCCGCAUAUUCGAGAACAUACAUAGUUCGUAAAAUGGUCGUCCAAUAAGUACCAUGGGUGUGGCUAUCUAGUUCAGAAGUGAUACUCGUGCGCAGAAAGUACUUGGCACUCGACCCUUGAGUUCGUACCACAGAAUAUUAUGUUGCCACUUACAACUUCGAAACUCAGGGCUCUUCCCUGA